AUGCGCCGGAAGCCUGGCAUUGCCGGUCUCAUCCGAGAGAAGGAACAGCAGAGUGCUUACGGGGCUGUGGGGGAGCAGCUGGAGGCAGACAAAGACCAACAGGCGCGACAGCACCUGGAAACGCUGCAGAGCUCCCUGAAGAGCUUCGCCUCGAAGCAUCGAAACCGCAUCAACUCUGACCCGCAGUUUCGGAAGUCCUUCUGCGACAUGUGCAUUGCAGCAGGGGUGGACCCUUUGUCAAGCAGCAAAGGCCUUUGGGAUGAGCUGCUGGGCGUCGGACAAUUCUACAGCGAUCUCUCGGUGCAGGUGCUCACACAGUGUAUGCGCACCCGGGACGAGAAUGGCGGUCUACUGGACCUCCGGCAGUGCUUGGCGAACGUGCGACGCGCUCGGCCUGGGGAGAAGUUGGCGCUGGAGGAUUUGGAGCGGGCCGUGGAGUGUUUGGCACAGCUGGGCCCUGGCGUCUCCAUCCGCUUCUGUGGCCGGCAACGGCUUUUGUGCUCCGUGCCCGACGAGCUCAGUGGGGACACGGCACAGGUGAUAGAGCUGGCAGCGGCCACUGGACAGCCAGCGAGAGAGGUGCACGUGUUGGCAGGGUGUGUGGUCCCUGAGGUGCGGAGGAUUCUGAUAAGGUUUGGCCAUAUAACAUGGGUUGAGGCAAGCCGAAUCCCAAAACAUUGGAUGGUGCGAAGGGACUGCAACCACAACAGGGCCAGGACUCAUACGGUUCCGCGAAACAUGCAUAGAUUGCAUAGAGGCAUAGAGUAUGUUUUUGGUUCAUUCUUGAUAUUCUUGGAUGUGAAUGUGGGAUGCGGCAUGUUGACUGGUUUUGACUGGUUAGUACAGGUCUUCACAUGCAAAGAUGGAGAUCCACUGAUGCCUAAUCCAACAGAAGAGUUCCAACCAACUCCGCCAUUGGAUCUUAAGUAA
Molecule: messenger RNA, 930 nt
Organism: Durusdinium trenchii
Lineage: Eukaryota; Dinophyceae; Suessiales; Symbiodiniaceae
Source: the annotation of a GenBank genome assembly